GCAACUCGCAACCACCACGAAACGAAGAUAUCGGAUGACUGACAGUGGCUUCUCUACAUCUCAUGCAACUGCUCGUGAGCGGAUGACAUCGUCUCCUUCAUCGUCAUCGCUUAGACGUCAGUCGUCGUUAUCAUCACUGUCACCCACCGCAGCAUUAGCGACGGCCUCCUCCCGCAGAAGAUCAAAGGUGUCAAUCUCGAAUACGCCACCAGGCCUGUCAAAGAUGGUAGGAACCCCUUCAAAGAGGCUGAGCUACAUGUCGCCCUCAUCUGCGAAGACUCCCUUGAAAAGCCCGUUGAAAAGCCCGGUGAAGGAUACCUCGAGGAAUAGAGACUCCAUAAAGGUCAUUGCAAGGUUCAGGCCAGAAGCGGAGAAUGAGAAGAGCCACGGGUCGCAGACGUGCCAUGUUGUGAUGGAUCAGUACACUACAAGGUUCAAAGAUGAAGAGUAUCAGUUCGAUAGGGUGUUUGAUUCAGACAGCUCUCAGAAGGAAGUGUUUGACUUUUCAGUAUCACAGACCGUUGAUGAUCUGUUCGAUGGUUAUAACGGUACCGUGCUGGUCUAUGGACAAACUGGGUCCGGUAAGACAUACACAAUGAUGGGACCUAGCAUCGAUGACGAGGAGUCAAAGGGGAUAAUACCCAGAAUUGCAGAUGCCAUAUUUGAGAGAAUCUCACAGGCGACAGACGAAACGGAAUGUACGCUGAGUGCUUCAUACAUGGAGAUCUACAUGGAGCAGAUUAGGGACUUGUUAUCGGGUCCAAGUUCUAAGCAGCUAACAAUUCAUGAAGAUGGACUGAAUGGCGUUCAUGUAAGGAACUUGAACAGACAGUACUUGGGCUCUAAUGAGGAUCUGUAUAGGUUGCUACAAAGAGGCUCAGAGCUGCGUGCCGUCGCAAGCACAGAGAUGAACGUUGAGAGUUCAAGAUCUCAUGCCAUAUUACAGAUUGACCUCACACAGGAGAGCUUGCAAGACGGCAUAAAAAGAUCCAAGCUGUUCUUGGUCGAUUUAGCUGGAAGUGAAAAGGUUGGAAAGACCGGUGCCUCUGGCCAAACUCUUGAAGAAGCAAAGAAGAUCAACAGCUCUUUGUCAUCUUUAGGUAACGUUAUCAGUGCUUUGACGGACUCGAAAUCUUCACAUAUCCCAUACAGAGACUCCAAGCUGACUAGAAUAUUGCAAGAGUCAUUAGGUGGUAAUUCAAAGACAAGCUUGAUCAUAAACUGUUCGCCGUCGAGCUAUAACGAAUCAGAGACCAUUUCAACAUUGAGAUUCGGCUCAAGGGCAAAGAAGAUCAAGAACAAGGCACAUGUUAAUGCAGAGCCAAGCCAAUUGGAUAUGAUGAGACAGAUUGAACACCUAACGAGGUUGAACCAAGACCAUGAGUUGAAACUCAAGGAGAUGAGCAUAGAGCUUGAUCUUUGGAGAACUGGCGUGAAUAAAUUAACACAGCCCGAGCCUGUCUCAAAGGAACCAGCAGUUGAUGAAGUAUCGUCGGCUAUGAUUCAUAAAGUUGAAUAUUUGGAGAACAGACUUAGGGAAUUGACUGCAAUGUUGGGCAAAUGCCCGUCCUUCGCUACUCCCCCAAGUGAUACUUCACUCGUUAAACAAUUGGAGGAUUCCCAAACUAUGAACAAUGUUCUGCUGUCAGAUUUAGAAAGCAAGUGUCUGCUGAUUGUUGAUCUUCAAACAAAGUUGGACUCUGCAAUUGAAGCAUCAAAAAAAGCCACCACUGAUGAUGAUCAUUUAAAGGCAUUGGACCAAACAUUGGAACAGUUCACCUCAAAGAUCAACAAUCUGGAACAACAGAAUCACCAAUUUGUCAAGGAAAUUCAAGGGCUACGCUCAAUUUCCCAAACGAGAGCUGACCGUAUCAAGGCAUUGGAGAAGCUGUUGGAAGGCUCACGUCAUGAUGAUUCCCAUGGGUUUGAUUACAAGUUCUUUUCAUUACGUGAACGUCUCUCCUCCGUCAGGACGGUUGUUCCUAAUCCCCCCAGUGUUCAUAGUGCUGAUAACAAUGUGUGCCAUAGUGUAUAUGGUGAUUUUGGCGAUAAGGAAGGAACCGGAGGCUGCCUUGGGGAUCUUAAGCCUUUCCAUACUGAUGUUGUGAGAGAUCAUGAUGAAAUCAGAGGAUGGAGGAGGACUAGCACGAGUUCGGGACCUGUGAGAAGCCGAAGCACUACGAGUUCUAGAAGCGCGAGUGUAACCAGUGGUGGAUUUGCAAGAAUGGGGCUUCUGCUGAAUGUCGUGAAGCCUACUGCUAAAGUUGAUGAAGAAUAAGCACAGACCAUGCCAAUGCACUGUAUAAUGGCUGGUGUAUGUAUAUAGAUUUAUAAUAAUUAAUGCAUAACAACAGUGACCUAUGUUAAUCGCUGUUUUCGAAUGCAACUUC
Williopsis jadinii is the source of this 2390-nucleotide messenger RNA. RefSeq names its product Smy1p (gene SMY1). Gene Ontology annotation, molecular function: ATP binding; microtubule binding; microtubule motor activity. Gene Ontology annotation, biological process: microtubule-based movement; mitotic spindle organization. Lineage: Eukaryota; Fungi; Ascomycota; Saccharomycetes; Phaffomycetales; Wickerhamomycetaceae. The record is from RefSeq and is a predicted model, not a curated record. The coding region runs from base 35 to 2278 and encodes 747 amino acids. The transcript has a single exon.